GAGGUCCCCAUUCUCAGUGUUUCCGCGCAACAGCUAACACAUUGACAAGGUUGCAUCAUCCCCAGUUGAAGCAGACGACCAAUAGUUCUGGUUCCGAGGUAACGUUCACUAGACCUGAAAAGUCUUCUUUGUCUACGGCAUCGCUUUUCCGUGAGUCUGCAAGUCUUAGUGAAUUGACAUCGCUCCCAAGCGAGUUUAAAGGUAGUUCAGCAGCUGGUGUUUUCAGCGUUCGUGAAUCACUUCCCGCAACUCGAAAGCUUCUAGGCGUACCACUUGCAAAUGGAAAGAAGCGAAGGUUUGUUAUGGACUUUGUAUCUGUUCCCCACCCUCCAUGUGAUGGGCCUUCAUCCAGCAUGUUCGACGAUACCACAACUCAAAUAGGAUCUUUGCCGGAUGAAGAUAGGACAUCUCCAAGACUUGGCGCACAUCCUCGAACCCAAACGCGGGAUGUCGACGAGGAGUAUGAGCAGCUCGAUGCCUCUGCAGGUGGUUCAAAUGGUCGACCUCCAAAGAAGCAGCGUAGUUGGUCCCCCCAGCAAUGGACUCUCGAGAAAAGAGCCCAUGAGAAUAGAGAAAUGUGCGUCAAACGGCAAGGUCUAUCUCACGAACAAACCUAAAUUCUCCGUCGAAUUACUCCCAGACUCUCACAACCCCGCCAAGAAAGCAGCGGGGAGCCAAGCAGUGUCCAAUAACGUUCAGUCAGGGCUUCAGAAGCAGCUACGCCAGGCGCUGGCCGAAAAUGAAAAGCUGAGGGUUGUCAAUGCCAAAUUGGAGAAAGACAACGAAAUACUGGAGGACAAAAUGUGCACUAUACAAAGACGCAACGUGGAAUUGAUGACCAUGGCAAAAAGUUUCCGCGCACAGUCCCGCAAGACGCGCGAUAGUCUUGACGCUCUCGGACAAGGCCCUGUCAACCAUCCUUUUGCAUCCGCUCCUCCGAUUCACAGGCACCAGGAAGGUCGAGGCUCUCUUACUGGCGUCAGAUCCUGCACAGCAGUACCUCCCACCCAGCCACGUUUCCUAACACGACCUAUGGACAGGAGUUCUUCUACUAUUAUAGGCACCCAAACGCAAGAGACGGGCCACUCUUUCCGUAUCGAACAUCAAUCUGCGGGUCGCCGUCAUCUCCCCAUCCAAAAUAUGCCGCAUCAUGAGCUGGAGAUGGAAGGACCGUGUAUGGACACGACACAGCAGUCAUAUGCCCCAUCUGAAUGAUCCGCCCGAAAUGCUCGUCGCGGAUCCUACCCGAGCUCAAAGCCAAGUUAGUUCCUCUAAUGACAAGGCAAUGUUCUCUCAAUUUUGGGAACUGAAACCUUCUCGUCUAUCUCCGAUGGCAUGGAGUACUAAGCUUGCACGGUAUCAAUCUCACCCUUAAUAACCAGAUCUGAUCCCAUAGUCAGUUUCACAUAAUUGUCCUCGGCCAACCGCUUUACUGCACAUAUCUCAAAGCAUAAUUACUCCUGCAUACCACUUCUGUCACCAAUUUACUUACACAUUCCUGGUAGUCUGUAAGGCCGUACAGGGAUAGUC
Messenger RNA from Suillus subaureus, 1530 nucleotides. RefSeq lists its product as uncharacterized. The record is from RefSeq and is a predicted model, not a curated record. NCBI's taxonomy places the organism in Eukaryota, Fungi, Basidiomycota, Agaricomycetes, Boletales, Suillaceae. The transcript is spliced from 3 exons. Bases 394 to 1215 code for a protein of 273 amino acids.